This is a messenger RNA of Grammomys surdaster, 261 nucleotides long. Its product is annotated as keratin-associated protein 19-3-like. The record is from RefSeq and is a predicted model, not a curated record. The transcript has 2 exons. Lineage: Eukaryota; Metazoa; Chordata; Mammalia; Rodentia; Muridae. The coding region runs from base 1 to 261 and encodes 86 amino acids.
AUGAGCUACUACAGCGGCUACUACGGAGGCCUGGGCUAUGGCUAUGGCGGUUUUGGAGGCCUGGGCUGUGGCUAUAACAGCAUCCGCAGACUGGGCUAUGGUUCUGGCUUUGGAGGCUUUGGAUAUGGCUCUGGCUUUGGAGGCUUUGGAUAUGGCUCUGGCUUCGGAGGCUCUGGCUCUGGCUCUGGCUUCAGAGGCUACGGAUAUGGAUGCCGCCGCCCUUCCUACUGUGGAAGAUACGGGUUCUCCAGCUUCUACUGA